AGGAAGCAAUACCUGCACUUUACCCAAAGGAGUGUGGACAGACCCACCUCCAGCCCAUCAUGGAGUGGAGACCAACUUCGCUCUGUGUUCUGGUCCUGGCUCUCACCUGGGGCCUCCAGGUGAACGCUAUUAGGGUUCGCCGUAGCAACCAUUUGGACAAUGUCUGCAGCAUGUGGGGGAAUUUCCACUUUAAGACCUUUGAUGGAGACGUAUACCAGUUCCAGGGUAUUUGCGAGUACAAUCUGGUGUCUCACUGCCACGGGUCCGUGCAGGACUUCUCGGUUCAUGUAAAAAGAUCAGAGUUCACUGGAGACUCCAAGAUCAACAGAGUGUUGGUUACCAUUGGGGACAUGGCCAUCAAGCUCACCAAGAAUCUGGUUAUGGUCAACGAUGAUGUUGUCAAACUGCCCCACUAUGUUGCUGGUGUGCUGCUUGAACAGUAUGCCACCUACAUUAAGCUCUAUGCUAAACUGGGCCUCAGCGUCAUGUGGAACAAAGAUGAUGCCGUCAUGGUGGAACUGGAAGCAAAAUAUACCAAUCAGACCUGUGGACUUUGUGGAGAUUUCAAUGGCAUGGCGAUUCUAAAUGAGUUCAUAAGUGAAGCUCGUGAGAUUGGCCCUAUCGAGUUUGGCAACAAACACAGGAUUCACAACCCCAACAGCCAAUGUGAGGACCUGUAUGAAGAAGACGAGCCAUCCACACCCGGAAAGUGCCAAGCAUUUCGUCCAGGAUGCUCAGAGCUGCUGGAGGAUAAAGCCUGGAAAUCAUGUACCAGUAUUGUGAGUCCUGAACCCUACAUUCAGGCCUGUGUAGUGGACAGGUGCUGGAGUCGCCCAGGGGACAUUGAGGACAGCCUGCCGCUGUGCACCACGCUGUCAGAGUAUUCCCGCCAGUGCUCCCAUGCUGGAGGAACACCACCCAACUGGAGGAAACCUGACUUCUGUGCGGUGAAGUGUCCUUAUAACAUGGAGUACUCUGAGAGUGGAUCCCCAUGUGUUGAUACAUGCUCACACACAGACACCAGCUUACUGUGUGAGGAACACAAGAUGGAUGGCUGCUACUGCCCACCUGGUACUGUAUUUGAUGAUAUCUCGGACAGGGGCUGUAUCCCUCAGGAACAGUGUCAGUGUAAGCACAACAAGGUUUACAACUCAGGAGAUGUGCUGCACAUGGAGGACAAAGAAUGUGUGUGUCACCAUGGCUCCUGGACCUGUGAGAGUUUGCCCACUCCAGGACUGUGUGCUGUAGAGGAGGGUUCCCAUUUCACCACCUUUGAUGGUAAAGAAUUCACAUUCCAUGGAGAAUGCUAUUACAUCCUCUCCCAGGACUGUGAGGAGUCUAAAUUUACUGUUUUGGGCCAGCUUAUUCCCUGUGUUGACCAUGAAACUGACACCUGCCUGAAAUCUGUUGUACUGCUACCCAACAAUGACAAGAAUAAUGCCUUGGUAAUCAAAGAUGAUGGCACAGUGAAGCAAAAUGGAGAUUUGACAUUACCUUAUGCUUCAGCUAACAUCAUUGUGUUCAGACCGUCAUCAUUCCACAUCAUAGUACAGACGUCCUUUGGGCUGCGGAUGCAAGUGCAGCUGGUUCCAGUCAUGCAGCUCUACAUUACCCUGGAUAGAAGCUACCAGACCAAGACCUGCGGCCUGUGUGGGAACUUUAACAUGGUGCUUUCUGAUGAGCUGAAGACUCCACAGGGUUUGGUAGAAGGCACUGCAUCCUCCUUUGCAAAUUCCUGGAAGGCCCAAUCCAACUGCCGUGACCGCAGUGAGAGUCUGGACGACCCCUGCAGCUACAACAUAGACAGCGAAAGUUAUGCAGAACAUUGGUGCUCCAAGCUCCUGGAGAAGGAAGGGCCAUUUGCCAAAUGCCAUUCUUCUGUUAACCCAGAGAGCUACUACAAGAGGUGCAAAUAUUCAACCUGCACAUGUGAGAAGACGGAGAACUGCCUGUGUGGCGUCUUUUCUUCCUACGUGCGAGCCUGCACAGCAAAGGGAAUCUUCUUGCAAGGCUGGAGAGACACAGUGUGCAAAAAGUACACCGAACACUGCCCUGCCACGCAGACAUUCUCUUACAAGCUGCAGGGCUGCCAGCGCACUUGUGACUCCCUCAGCUUAGAGCGCCCGGCUUGCAUCAACACAUACCUGCCUGUGGACGGGUGUGCCUGUCCGGAUGGGCUUUACGAGAAUGAGAAUGGUGUGUGUGUGGCUUUGGACAAAUGCUCCUGUUACCACAAUGGAGAGCGCAUUAAACCUGGCAAGUCCAUCACCAUCAAAAAUGAACACUGUGUUUGUACAAACGGAAAGCUCCACUGCCACUCCUGGAAGCCCUCUGUCAUGGACUGUCCAGCUCCAAAGGUCUUCUUUAACUGCAGUGAGGCAGGGCCAGAGGAGCAUGGGUUGGAGUGUGCUAAAACAUGUGCACAGAAGACUGUCGAUUGUUUCCUCACAGGUUGUACAUCUGGAUGCCAGUGUCCUUCAGGCCUUUUGGAUGAUGGGCGUGGCCACUGUGUUCCACAACAUAACUGCCCUUGCAAACACAAUGGUCAUUAUUAUCCUCCAGGCUCCCAGAUAACAGACCAGUGCAAUACAUGCACCUGCAAACAAGGCAAAUGGAAAUGCACAGAAGAAAAAUGCCCUGGUACCUGCACCAUAUAUGGGAGUGGCCAUUACAACACUUUUGAUAACAGAAGGUUUGGCUUCAGUGGAGACUGUGGUUACAUUGCUGCUCAGAACAAGUGUGGAAAUAAGACAGGCACAUUCCAUGUGAUCACAGAGAAUGUACCCUGUGGUACAACAGGAACCACUUGCUCCAAAUCUGUUCGAAUUGUACUGGGGAAAACACAGCUGGACUUGAUUGAUGGCAAAGUAACAAACACUGACCUUGAAUCAGGCACACUGAUUAAGUACAGAGUGAGAAACGUGGGUCUUUACCUGGCCAUUGAAGCUGACAUUGGCUUGACAGUGUUGUGGGAUCGUAAAACAACAGUCCGCAUCAUUCUGCAACCACAGCACAUGGGAGAGGUUUGUGGACUGUGUGGAAACUUCAAUGGAAACGGUAAAGAUGACUUCACCACUCAAGGCCAGCUUCAAGUUUCAGAUGUUUUGGAGUUUGCAAACAGUUGGAAAGUCAACAGCCACUGUCCUGACGCUGUGCCAGACUUUGAUCCGUGUUCUAAAGCACACAACAGACACACUUGGGCAAAAAUGCAAUGCAGCAUCAUUACAGGAAAAACCUUCAAAGAAUGCCACAGCAUGGUGGAUCCCGCUCCUUAUUUUGACAACUGCGUGAGAGACUCGUGUGCAUGUGACACUGGUGGGGACUGUGAGUGUUUCUGUACCGCUGUGGCAGCGUAUGCUCAAGCCUGUAAUGAAGCUGGAGUGUGUGUGGCCUGGCGAACUCCAGAGAUCUGCCCUGUGUUCUGUGAAUUUUACAACGAUCCACUUGAAUGCCUGUGGCACUACAGUCCCUGUCACACACCCUGCUACAAAACCUGCCUGAACCCUGAUGGCAUUUGCAGAAACCCAUUACCCAACCUGGAGGGAUGUUAUCCAACAUGUCCAGAGGACAAACCCAUUUUUGAUGAGGAGAAAAAGAUUUGCGUAGAAAAAUGUGAAGGAUGUUUCAUCAAUGGAACAGAGUACGAAACUGGAGAGGAAAUACCGAGUGAUAAACCGUGCACUUUAUGUUUCUGCGAUGAACAUGGAAGGGCAACUUGUUCACCACGAGAGGGUUGCUGCUUUUACAAUGGAACAGAAUAUGGUGACACUGAUGUCAUAUAUAACGUAACAGACAAUAUGGGCAUGUGCUACUAUGCCAUCUGUAUAAACAGCACCGUCAUCGAGACCAGUGAGCCCUGCCGAACAACACCAUCAACUACUCCUGAACCAACAACUACAUUCACUACAUCUACCACAGAGGUUUCAACUACUGAAGUCACAUCAACUACUACAAUAACAACAACAACACCAACACCAACGAGCACUACCCAAACUCUACCAACUCCAACAGUGUCUCAAGAAACCACCCCCUGUAUUAUAUGUGACUGGACAGAAUGGUUUAAUGUCUAUGACCCUGUUACAGGGAAGGGAAAUGAUUUAGAAACAUAUGAAAACAUCCGGGAUGCUGGAAAGACAAUAUGUGAAACUCCAGAAGAUAUCGAGUGCAAGGCUGUCAGCAAUCCUGACAUGUCCCUUGAUGAAUUUGUGCAGGAGACAGGUCAGGUUGUUCAUUGUAAUGUUUCGUUUGGUUUGGUGUGUAAGAAAGAUGAUCAGGAGAAUAGCCCAUACAAAUGUUUGGACUAUACAAUCAGAGCACUCUGUUGUAGACCAUGUGAAUCCACUCCUUCUCCAACAACUACUAUUACAACACCAAAAGAAACUACAACAUCUCAAACAACACCUUAUCCAGGAAGUGAGGGAACUACACCAACAACUACACGUGGAACAACUACCCCAGAGGUUAUAACUGAACCAACAACACCUCAUCCAGAACCUACACCUUCAUCUACAACAAAAACUACAACACCUGAAAUUGAACAAACAACUACACCUGGAACAACUACCAAAGCAACAACUACCACAGAGGUUAUAACUGAACCAACAACACCUCAUCCAGAACCUACACCUUCAUCUACAACAACAACAACUACAACUACAACACCUGAAAUUGAACAAACAACUACACCUGGAACAACUACCAAAGCAACAACUACCACAGAGGUUAUAACUGAACCAACAACACCGCACCCAGGAACUACUCCCACAUCUACACCAACAACUACAACAACAAAAGGAGUGACUCAUGUUUCAACUACAACACCUGAAACCGAGCAAACUCCUUCUCCAACUACAUCAACGACUACUGUGACAACACCAGAAGAAAGAACGAUUUCAGUGGUAACAUCUACUGAGCCAACAACUCCUGAACCAACUCCUGUGACUGCUCAACUUAUUACAAAUUCUAUUCCGACAGAACCACAAGUUCAAAUUACAACUGAACAAACAACUACAACUGUUACAACUACCAAAGCAACAACUACCACAGAGGUUAUAACUGAACCAACAACACCUCAUCCAGAACCUACACCUUCAUCUACAACAACAACAACUACAACUACAACACCUGAAAUUGAGCAAACAACUACACCUGGAACAACUACCAAAGCAACAACUACCACAGAGGUCAUAACUGAACCAACAACACCUUAUCCAGAACCUACACCUUCAUCUACACCAACAACUACAACCACAACUACAACUACGACAACAGGAACAUCACCCACGUCCAGAGUUCCCAGCACCACAGUGUGUGUUUGUGUAAUAAAUGGGGUACAUUAUGAACCAGGAGAAACGAUAUUCGACAUGGUUCACAUUGGUUCAGGUAUCUGCCUGACUAUGAUCUGUUCAGGGGUCUGUGAAAUUAAGAACAAAACUGUUCCGUGUCCAACCCCAACAUCAAGCACCACGCCAAAUUAUGACUGUCCAACAUGGGAAGUAAAUCAAAAUGAGACCUUCGAGAUCUGUAACUGCACCAUGGCUCGGUGCAUUGAGGACAACAUCAUUGAGAUCAUACCUUAUGAGUGCCCACCUCUUAAAAACAUCACAUGUUCAAACGGGAAGAAGCCUGUGCUGGUGUGGGAUGAGAACUACUGCUGUGAAGAAUAUGCCUGUGACUGCUUCUGUGAAGGGUGGGGAGAUCCUCAUUAUAAAACAUUUGAUGGACACUUCUACAGUCAUCAAGGAAACUGCACUUAUGUGUUAAUGGAGGAAAUCAGACCCAAACACAACCUGAAAAUUUAUAUUGAUAAUGUCAACUGUGACCCUCGAGAGUUUGUGUCCUGCCCCAGAGCUCUGAUUGUGUCAUACAAUGGUGUGGUUAUCACCCUCAGAAACAACAACCUCAUAGGAGCUGCCAAACUAGAGGCUUUAUUUGGACAUACAUCACUGAAAUUACCUUUUGCCAAAAAUGGUUUGCGAGUGCUGGGCACAGGUGUGAAGAUGAUUGUGGAGAUUCCACAGCUGGAAGCUGUGCUGGCGUUCGGAGUAACAGGCUUCAGUGUCAACCUGCCGUUCCGACAUUUUGGGGAAAAUACACAGGGACACUGCGGUACCUGCAACAAUAACAAGAAUGAUGACUGCAUGCUACCAGGAGGGAAACUCAUAGAUGACUGUGCAGUGAUGGCAGACUAUUGGCCAGCCAAAGACCUGUACAAUCCAGACUGCCCCCAGCCGCCCACUGUGCCACCCACCUCUGCACCCACAAAGAAACCAUGCCCUGCCAACCCUGUGUGUGAACUUCUUAAGACUGACUUGUUUAAGGAAUGUCAUCCUUACGUUUCGCCGGACAACUACUUCACAGGCUGCCAGUUUGACAGCUGUCACGUGACCAACCCUGCUGUGGUCUGCACUAGUUUGCAGACAUAUGCCAGUGCCUGCUCUCAGUUCGGCAUCUGCUUACACUGGAGGAACCACACUAAUCUGUGCACUGUUAGUUGUGAAGGAAACAAAGUCUACAAACCCUGUGGACCUGCUGAACCUCCUACCUGUCAAGACAAGCCUGAUGGGCAGUCUAUGAACGUGACUACUGAAGGCUGCUUCUGUCCUGAUGGCACAAUGCUCUUCAACAAGGACUCAGGAGUGUGUGUCGACAAGUGUGGAUGCCUGGAUCCUUCUGGGCAAGCACGAGAGCUUGGAGAGAAGUUCGAGCAUAACUGCCAGGACUGUAUAUGUGAAGCAGCAACUGCAUCUGUGACCUGUCAGCCUAAGCAGUGCUCAAACAGCAACCCAGUCAUCUGCAAUGAACCUGGCUUUAUUGUUGCCAAUGAGACAGACCCCACAGAUGAAUGCUGCACUAUAUUCACCUGCCGAUGUGAUAGCAGCCUCUGCCCCAGCGUUGAUGGGAAGUGUAACAUUGGCUAUGCUCCUGUGCUCACAGUACCUGAGGGAAAAUGCUGCCCUGAACUAAGAUGUGAUCCCAAGAAAGUGUGUGUGCACAAAAACAUAGAGUAUGAGCCUGGAACCACAACCCCUGUGGUUGACUGCCAGGAGUGUCACUGCACCUGGGAGGUGGAUCCUAAUUCAAAACUGUACAAAAUAAGGUGUGGAAUGGUGACUUGCAAUGAGGACUGCGAGCCAGGAUUUGAGUACAUUGAGCCAUUAGGCGAAGAAUGCUGUGGGAAAUGUGUGCAGACUAAGUGCGUCAUUGGCCACAAUGGUACAAGACAUGUACUGCAGGUUGGAGCAGAAUGGGUGCCCAGAAAACCAGGAUGUGACAGGUUCAUCUGUGCGAACAUUGGAGGAGAAUUUAUUCCCACCAACUACAAGAUCCAGUGUCCUCCAUUCAACAUUGAUGACUGCCAGCCUGGUACAGUGCAGCUUUCAGCUGAUGGCUGCUGCCAAGUUUGUGUGGAGAAGGAGCGGGGAUGUAAAGUAGAGACCACCUCUGAUUACAUCAGUGACAACGACUGCUGGUCAGAAAGCAGAGUGGAACAGACAUACUGUGAAGGAGACUGUAACAGCUACAGCAAGUACUCUGAGCUGGGCUCUUCAUCCUGUAGCUGUUGUCAGGCCAGUCGUACCAGUAACCGUGUAGUGACCCUCAACUGUGCAAAUGGAGUUUCAGUAAAACACACCUACACCUAUGUGGAAGAGUGCAGCUGUAACCAGACUGAGUGUCAAGCUACGAAACAAAGUGCAGAAACAAAGAGUUAAAAAAUACCCUAAUCAUCUAUUUACUGUUCGCCAUGGAAACAACGUACUGUGACCCUAACGAAAGUCUUCUGGCUAUUAUUAUCUGUCUUCUUUAAAUUUCAGCUGCUUUAUUUGAAUUCUUUAAUGUGUACCUCUUAAAGAGCUCUUGCUUUGUAUUCCUUUAUUCUAACAAUUAAAAUAAAAUGCAACAUAAAAAUG
Astyanax mexicanus (Mexican tetra) is the source of this 7910-nucleotide messenger RNA. RefSeq names its product mucin-2-like. The record is from RefSeq and is a predicted model, not a curated record. Gene Ontology annotation, molecular function: protein binding. NCBI's taxonomy places the organism in Eukaryota, Metazoa, Chordata, Actinopteri, Characiformes, Acestrorhamphidae. The coding region runs from base 60 to 7712 and encodes 2550 amino acids. The transcript is spliced from 47 exons. Gene Ontology annotation, cellular component: extracellular matrix.